UGAUGUCUUAUUGUUCGAAUCUGCACUCUUCAGUUUCCAGCCUUCCGUCCAGCAGUUGAGACGGUAGCAACAUGCUGGCUGUGACGCUCAAGCGCAUGGCAGCGUGCUGUCCUGCUGUAUAUCGCAGCUUUUCAUCGCGCACGAGGGUUUGGGACCUGUUCCCAGCACCAGAAAUGCCUGUUGUUAAACCCGCGGCGCCGCAGUACAUGAUGAACAUGAGGGACAAUCUCGAGUUUGCACUGGAGCGUAUGCGCCUCACAGAAGGACCCGUAGCGUUGCAACUGCUAAACCGCAACGCUCGUCGACCCAAGAAGGCAAAUCAUGGCAAGCGACCGUGCUCGCAUUACCGCAGAAGAUUAAAACGUCUCGGUCGUCGCUCGGACAAGUAGAAGUGAAUAUGCUCAAUGUUUACUUAAAGCGGGGUUUUUUUUAGUGCUAGGUUACAGGAAGGCAUGAUGCAUAAUAGACUGGAAAAGAGUUAUCGA
Messenger RNA from Phytophthora nicotianae INRA-310, 485 nucleotides. RefSeq lists its product as hypothetical. NCBI's taxonomy places the organism in Eukaryota, Oomycota, Peronosporomycetes, Peronosporales, Peronosporaceae. Bases 72 to 389 code for a protein of 105 amino acids. The record is from RefSeq and is a predicted model, not a curated record. The transcript is spliced from 3 exons.